AUGGUCAAGCCUGAGGGAUACGAGCCGGUUGCCUGGGAUGAACUUCAUUUCCAGGAGAUUCAUCGUCCCAUCUGGAUGCAAACUUGCUUAAUGGGCAUGACAGAAGUCAUUGCCGGUCUGGCACAAAGCACUGACGAGGCUGAUCGCGCCAAGCGAGAAGGUUUGGAGCAGCUUAUGGUUGGAUGGGAGCAGGAGUACGAGAAAGGCGCCUAUGUGGAAAUGCCAUGGUGUUUCCUAGUGGCGCGAAAGCCUCUUGAGAGUACUUUAACUGUGCACCAAAAUGGCUUUCUAUAUUGA
Molecule: messenger RNA, 297 nt
Organism: Penicillium malachiteum
Lineage: Eukaryota; Fungi; Ascomycota; Eurotiomycetes; Eurotiales; Aspergillaceae
Exons: 1
Coding region: 1-297 (98 amino acids)
Source: RefSeq, a predicted model, not a curated record